Lolium perenne is the source of this 694-nucleotide messenger RNA. The record is from RefSeq and is a predicted model, not a curated record. NCBI's taxonomy places the organism in Eukaryota, Viridiplantae, Streptophyta, Magnoliopsida, Poales, Poaceae.
UAGCGUCGCCGAGGCGAAUCCAUGGCGGAUAGCGGCGCUCCUUCGCCCGCUCCUCGAUGCUUGUCUCCCUCCUCUCGUUCGCGUCGCCGUUUUCGCCGGGCGGAGGUGGCUGCUGAAGGGGCGUGUCGUCGUCUUCGCGGGGCGGAGGUGGCUGCUGAUGGGGCGUGCCGUCGUGUUCGCCCGGUGGAGGUGGGGGCUGAUGGGGUGUGCCUUCGUGUUCGCCCGGUGGAGGUACACGCUCCGCCGCUCUCUGUUGGUGGGUUGACGCCGCAGUCGCCGGAGGAGGUGGGAACGGAGAUGGGGAACAGCGCUGUUCGUGCUCCUCGACGUUCAUCUGCGAAGAGGUCGGCGAAUCUCGAGCGCGCAAGUCAAGUUCGUCGGAUGCGAGAUGGUGGUCAUACUGGGAGAAGAUUUGGUGAUGAAUUGUCCCCAGGGAUUUCAAAACGCGUGGUUUCAUCAGAUUAUGAUGCUGAUUUUGGGUUGUCACAUGUGGAUAGCUUUGGGAAUAGCUUAUCAUCUAGUGAUAAAGCAUGUGACCGGAAGAACCUACCUCCUGGCUCAAGCGGGUGAUUGUGCUCAAGGAUUAGUUGUACGGUACACUGACACCACAGCUAUCGAGAAGCCAACAGCAUAUGAAUACACGUUCAAGAAGUUCUGAGCUUCCUCUCUUGAUUGAAAUUCCAUCCCUUUCACU